GAAUACCUACUCCCCCACCUCCACCAACUCUAAAUAAUAAGCAGGAUAAUUCCGAUGAAGGAUAUGAGAGUGAGAGUGAAAAACCUAACAAAGUCAAAGAAUUAGAACAAGCCCUCCAAGAGGCUAACCACCAAACCAUCAAAUAUUUACAGGAAUUAGCAAAAUCCUUACAAAAUAAUAAAGAACAACCAACUUUCAACUGCUACCACUGCUCCCAAACCCACCCCCUCUCUUUAUUAGUGAUUGAAAUCCCCGACAAAGAUGCUGGCAAUAUCAUAAAUAAAGGUUCUAAUACUAACCAAACUAACGAACAAAAACAAAUCAAUUCUCAAUCGGUUCCCAUUUUCUCUAAUGUUGACUUAACUGCUAGCCAAUUUGGAGGUUUUCAACGACAACAACAAUUAGCCACUAAACAAACCGAACAAGGACAGAAUAUUUCGGCUGGGAGUUCGAACCGAACUACGGCUAAACAAAAUCUAACCAGUAAAGAAUUUUACCGACAAAAUAAAGAUGCCAAUGUCUCCAUUACCAAACAAGAUGCUUAUGAGUUAAAUAGUGUGAAAAGAUUAAAGAUAUUAUUAAAGAAAACCGAAAAGGAAUAUAAUAAACUCCCUGAUACUUCCAACCGAAAACCAAGAAUAGCAUUGAGAUUAAAGGUUUUAGAGGGUUGUAUUAAGGCUUAUGAACCUGAAUAUAUUGAAUUACCCACCCCUGAGGAAUUCCUAGCCCGAAUAAAAGGAGAAGUAGAAGGCUACACCCGAGUAAUUGGCUAUGAAAACAUUAUUGAAAUCGUAGCCAAAUAUUUAAAAUCCUAUCAUUUUGCUAAAAAAUAUGGCACUCCUCCCCCAGUUCAAUUAAUGAUUAUGUUAUUGGGAGAACCAGGAUUAGGUAAAACCUAUAUCUCCCAAGCCAUAGCCAAAGCCUUAGGAAGAGGUUUCCAUAUGGUUGGUAUGAAUGGGAAAUUAAAUGCUUCUCUAAUUACUGGGACUAAUAUAGAAAACCCAGGAGCAGAACCAGGAGAAGUAUUAAAGGCCAUUAGUCGAAGAGAAGAUAGAGGCUGUGUCAUAGUUUUUGACGAAAUAGAAAAAGCAGCCCGAGAAUGUAAAGAGGCUUGUGGUAUUCCUACUGAUAUCACCACUAAUAAAAAUUACCAAGACACUUUUUUAGACUUCCCAUCUCCGACUAAUGAAUGUAUUUUUAUUGCCACGGUAAAUAGACCGGAGGAUGUUCCUAAUUUUGUAGCCGACAGAUUUGCCAUUCGAGUGGAAGUUUUGCCCUUAGCCUAUCAGCAAAGGUUAGAAGUGGUGAGGGUAGUUUUACAAUCUGAAUUAAAGAAAUUAGAACCUGCUUUUGAGAAAAUUUAUCGUAAAAAGUGA
Ambispora leptoticha is the source of this 1376-nucleotide messenger RNA. The record is from the annotation of a GenBank genome assembly. Lineage: Eukaryota; Fungi; Glomeromycota; Glomeromycetes; Archaeosporales; Ambisporaceae.